AGGAAGAGGUAGGGCUCGUGCCAGGAGCAGCAACAGUUCUAACGUUGCCUUGCAGAAACAAUCUUCGGCAAGUGGGCGCAAUGAACGAAGACCAGGGCAAUGGUGAUGAAGCACGUUCGUCCAGCAAAGCGGCAGAGGAACCUGAGGGUAACAUAUUAAUCUCCGGAUGUAUAGUGCUCACCUGCCUUGUGACAAUUGUCUCCUUGGUGUCGCUGCUCUACUACAUAGAAGAUAGCGCUGGCAAGAUCAAGAGGCACGCCACCACGAGGACAUGCCUCACAACUGACUGCUACCAGAUGACUCAGCAACUGCACUUCGCGACGACAGAGGUCUACCCGUGCGCAGACUUCCUGAGCCAUGUGUGUGGUACAUGGGCGAAAUCUGCUGGAGUGGACUCCACCCUCGCAUCGGCUGUUGAAGAUGCCUUUCUCGCAGAGUUGGAGCAGAAGCUGAGAGUUUAUAGCGCAGAUAGGAAGAAACAGGAUAUCACGGAGAUGACUGCUAUAUUGUACCAGUCCUGCUUGGCCAUGGGAGAUUCGCACCCGUCUGAUAAGCUCAAGAAAGUCUUGGAAAAUUUUCGUUUGAAAAACUGGCCGAAUUUCGAUUACACAGACUCCGCUGACUUCGAUGUCUUCGCUGAGAUACUGAAAGCGGACCUGAUGUGGAACAUGAACAUAGUCUUUAAAGGGGAACGAAUCUAUCGCUUUGACAUCGGUAAGCCCAGAGUCUCCUUCCUUCCUAUAGUACUGGUAUGCCCUUACCGCGGCAACAAUGCGUCCCUGGAGCAAGGUUAUGCAGCCUACGUUGAAGAGAUUUUUCGUAUAUUUGGAUAUCAGAGCGCAAUUGGGACACAUGAGGUAGCAUCCUUGCACCUGGAGCUCUGCAAGCUUAGCAGGGCGCAUUUAGAGAACGAUUAUCAGUACUUCGAAAGCAUACUGAACCUGACUGCCGCCCACGGCAUCACAAGGAAGAAAUGGAUGCAGCACAUUAAGCCGCUGGGUAAACUUACAGACAAGUCAAUUCUGUACACUAACCUUUACUUCGUUUCGUCCGCACUGGAGCUGCUUACUCAGAAUAGUACCACCGUGCAAGUUAUGCGCUACAUGGGUUACAUGAUCGCCAAUCAAUUUGCUGCCACCGAUAGCAGAGUACAAGCGGCGCGUGAUAACCAUCCCUUCCUCAUAUUGUCGCCUCCUCGAUUGAAGAGAACCAUGCCGACACCGUGCAUGCACGAGGUGACAGUUCACUUCCUCAAUGCUUUCAACAUGUUUUCUCUAAUCGCCAGCAACCCGAACCGCACAACGAACGAAGAUAUUGUCCGCUUGAUCCACACGAUUAUGGCUGCAACGCACGAGAGGGUCCGAGCCAGCACGUGGAUGGACGAGGACUCCAAAGCGAGGACCUUGAAGAAACUAAAGAAGGCAACCGUGGUUGGCCCUGUCGCUGCCAUGUACGCGAUUGCCUUGAAUGUGUACGAGCGGUACGAAAAUCUGCAUGACUUAACGGACGACUACUACGACAAUCUCCUCAAGAUAAAGCAAAACGACGCUACUUUCCAGCUUAGCGGCAGAAAACGGUCUUCUGAACACACCCUACUACGCGGAAAGUCUUCCUUUGCCCGUCAAGUACGGUGGUAUCGGCACGUGGAUUGCUAAAGCCAUUGC
Messenger RNA from Ornithodoros turicata, 1664 nucleotides. RefSeq names its product neprilysin-1-like. Gene Ontology annotation, biological process: protein processing. Gene Ontology annotation, cellular component: plasma membrane. Gene Ontology annotation, molecular function: metalloendopeptidase activity. The coding region runs from base 81 to 1655 and encodes 524 amino acids. NCBI's taxonomy places the organism in Eukaryota, Metazoa, Arthropoda, Arachnida, Ixodida, Argasidae. The transcript is spliced from 2 exons. The record is from RefSeq and is a predicted model, not a curated record.